AUGUCAGAAUACGUCGCUUUCGAAAUCCAAGCAGAAAUCAUCAAAAGACUUCCUGUGAAGUCAUUGCUUCAAUUCAGAUCCGUAUCAAAACCAUGGAAAUCUUUGAUCGACAGCUCAGAGUUUAUCUCUGGUUACAGAGUCCACCAAACCGAUCGACAGCGUCUACUUGUAUGGUACAAAGAUCCAGUAGACACAAACGAAAAGUAUGUUACUUUUGUCGAUGACGAGGCCUUUGCCCAACAAGAGGUCGCUCCCGCUGUUCCUGUGCUCUCAAAAUUCUUAAACGAUUUAAAAAUGGUGGGUAGCUCUCAGGGAUUGCUGUGUUUCUACGGUUAUUAUCAAGAUCCAAGUCAUCCACGUUUUGAAUUUGCAACAGAAAUGGCUGUUCUUUGGAAUCCCUCCAUUAGAAAAUCAAUUUGUGUAACUGUUCCAGGUGAGUCACGUUGGUCAAAAUUUGUUCUUGGGUUUGGGGUUUGUCCUAUCACUAACGACCCUACCAUUGUCAAGAUUACAAAUGUCGAUACGUAUUUUACAACUGAUGAUAGUUCUCCCAUGGUUGAAGUUUUUACAUUGAGUAAAGAAUGUGAUUCGAUAAAGAUUCUGGGAUUUACAAAGAAGGAUGAAGCUAUUAUGGAAACACAAGAUGAUUAUGGAGAACCAGCUACAGUUGUUGUCUAUGAACCCAGCUCAAAACGCUUCAAUGAUACAGGGAUUAAUGGGAAACAUGGUGCAUUGUUUGUUAGCUUGUACAUGGAAACACUACUUCUGCUUGAUCAGUUGGAUUUUAGUGUCGUGUAG
Molecule: messenger RNA, 798 nt
Organism: Lactuca virosa
Lineage: Eukaryota; Viridiplantae; Streptophyta; Magnoliopsida; Asterales; Asteraceae
Source: the annotation of a GenBank genome assembly